AUGAAGAGCAUCUUUGUUCACCAGCUGCUGAGCAACAAAAGGGUUCGAUCAAUGCGUACAAUCAGGGAACAAGAAACAUAUCUCUUCAUCAAAAGGAUACAAGCUCAACCUCCCAGCCACCCGGUCAACCUAACCGAGAUGUUCUCCGAGUUCGCAUACAACGGGAUUUACAAGUCCACUUUUGGCUGGAAACAGGGCUGGUCGGACAAUGGGCGAGUUUUUUCAGCGCUGAUGACGGAAUUUAUGGACGUGUUGGGGACUAUCAGCAUAGGAGAUUUCGUCCCGUGGCUUUCUUGGGUCACGCGCGUAAAUGGUUUUGACAAGAGAGUGGACGCAGUCUUCAAGAGGCUUGAUGGUUUCUUGGAGGAAGUUAUUGAGGAACACUUAAAAGGGGAUAAUGAUUGUGAUCUCUCGGACGAAAAUGGAGAAAGCUUUGUCGAUAUUUUGAUUCAUUACUUGAAAGAAAACACCAAUUGCGGUGAUACCAUUUCGGCAGUCCUCGAAUGGAUAAUGGUCGAGCUACUACGACACCCUAAGGUCAUGGAAAGACUGAUGACCCAAGUGCGACAAACCAUAAAACAUAACAUAAUAACGGACGAUGAUUUGAGAGAAAUGCAUUACUUAAAAGCGGUGAUCAAGGAAAGCCUUCGUUUCCACCCGCCAAAGCCGUUGCUAGUCCCUAGAGUUGCACGGGAAGAUGUGAAGGUCAAAGGGUACAAAGUCAAAGCAGGAACAAUCGUGAUGACCAAUGUGUGGGCCAUAGGCAUGGACCCGACAUGUUGGGUCGAGCCCGAGAAGUUUGAGCCAGAGAGGUUUUUGGGCUCGAAGAUUGACUUCAGGGGACUGGAUUUUGAGCUGAUACCAUUUGGGGCCGGGAGGAGGGGUUGUCCCGGGAUUACGUUUUCUAUGGCUGCUGUCGAGUUGGUGGUGGCGAACAUUAUCGACAAGUUCGAUUGGGAGUUGGCCCGUGGGGAAGAUAUGGACACGAGGGAGCGGUUUGGAGGUACGGUUCGGAGGGCCAAACCUUUGUUGGCAGUUGCAACUCAAGUUAUUACUAAAUAA
Striga hermonthica is the source of this 1062-nucleotide messenger RNA. NCBI's taxonomy places the organism in Eukaryota, Viridiplantae, Streptophyta, Magnoliopsida, Lamiales, Orobanchaceae. The record is from the annotation of a GenBank genome assembly.